Colletes gigas is the source of this 1153-nucleotide messenger RNA. RefSeq names its product 40S ribosomal protein SA (gene sta). The record is from RefSeq and is a predicted model, not a curated record. The transcript has 6 exons. NCBI's taxonomy places the organism in Eukaryota, Metazoa, Arthropoda, Insecta, Hymenoptera, Colletidae. The coding region runs from base 142 to 1074 and encodes 310 amino acids. Gene Ontology annotation, cellular component: cytosolic small ribosomal subunit; 90S preribosome; ribosome. Gene Ontology annotation, molecular function: structural constituent of ribosome. Gene Ontology annotation, biological process: ribosomal small subunit assembly; cytoplasmic translation.
AUUACAAAAUAAAUAUUAGUUUCAUUCACGUUUUGUCAAGCAACAUUAUGUGUAACGCGUAUGCACGCAUAACUUCCUUUCCGCUUGGAAGUCUCCUAGUGGCAUUGAUAACGUUAUUCGUAAGUCAACCACAACGUUAAAAUGUCAGGAGGUCUAGAUGUAUUGACCCUCAAAGAGGAUGAUGUUACCAAAAUGUUAGCUGCGUUUACGCAUUUGGGUGCAGAGAAUAUUAAUUUCCAAAUGGAACAAUACGUGUACAAGAAGAAAAAUGAUGGUGUUAGCAUUAUUAAUCUGCGUCACACGUGGGAGAAACUGUUACUAGCAGCUCGUGCCAUUGUCGCUAUCGAACAUCCCAGCGAAGUUUUUGUCAUCAGUUGCCGUCAGACUGGCCAGAGAGCUGUUUUAAAAUUUGCACAGCAUACCGGUGCCACGCCCAUUGCCGGUCGUUUCACACCCGGUGCCUUUACCAAUCAAAUUCAGUCUGCUUUCCGUGAACCACGUCUAUUGAUCGUUACCGAUCCAUCCACCGAUCACCAGCCUAUCACCGAGGCCAGCUACGUGAACAUUCCAGUUAUUGCUUUUUGUAACACGGACUCGCCUCUUCGCUUCGUCGAUAUCGCCAUUCCCUGCAACACAAAGAGUCUCCAUUGCGUUGGACUCAUGUGGUGGUUACUGGCGAGGGAGGUACUUCGACUGAGAGGUUCUAUCGCCCGUGAAAGUAAAUGGGACGUUGUCGUUGACUUGUUCUUCUACAGAGAUCCAGAAGAGGCUGAGAAAGAAGAACAAGCGGCCAAGGAAAUCGCGCCAGUCAAAGAGUUCACAGGACCGGUCGAGGUUCCGAUCGCUGCAGAACCUGGUUGGGCCAAUGACGUUGAGACAACAGGUGCGAUUACCACUGAAAAUUGGGCGGACGACGUUGCAACGCCAACUGCAGCCGCUGUUCCAGCUGCUACUGCUGCCCCAGCUUUCCAGGCAAGCGGCGAUUGGGCCGCUCAGCCAUCGGAGGAAUGGACUACAACUGCUCCAGCCACUACCAACCAGAGCUGGGGAGGUGCUACGACAGAAAAUUGGUAAUUUUAUCUUCUUCGAGGAUUUCAUACACUGACACACUUUGUGUAAUGAAACUAAUAAAGUGAUUGAAAAUUUUUACUAA